Molecule: messenger RNA, 732 nt
Organism: Styela clava
Lineage: Eukaryota; Metazoa; Chordata; Ascidiacea; Stolidobranchia; Styelidae
Source: RefSeq, a predicted model, not a curated record
UUCGAGAGUAAAACUCUCCUAUUCAAAAACCUUUAAAUACCACGAAACUUGUUCAGUCACCAAGUCUCUUCUACACUGACACAAGUUACCGAUCAACUACGGCCUGCGAUCGACGUCAUUGAUUCGCAGCAAAAAUGAAAACAUCAUACGCACUCGGCAUUAUCAUUGCGGCUUUAAUCUGCAAAACGCUCGCACAAAUCCCCAAUGAUGCCCCGCAGCACUUGCCAUGUCCAUCGCCAUAUCCAUAUCCACCACCCUGCAAGGACUCUUCUUAUAGGAUUCACUCGUCACCUUACAAAGGGGUUACCUGUGACAUGUUGCAUAUUAGCCUCUCUCCUCCAUCCUCCUGUGCAUAUGAUGUAUGUUACGUUUCUAUCCCGAUACCCGGUCAGACAUGCCCCUACAUUGUCUAUGGUUACAAUUGCAAAUCAGGAAAUCACCCUAACGGAUGCACCAUCACAAACACUUGCCGGAGUACAUACAAAUGUGUACAACGUCCGGGUACCUCGUUAUACGAGAUCCCAUAUUGUGAAUGUUGAGGACUCGGAAUGCCGGUUGAGUGAAUCAAGUGCUCUCACCAAAUCUUCGUUAUGAUAUAUAAUAUAUAUUUUUCCGUUAUGAUAUAUAACAUAUAUAUAUAUCGAAUAUUUCAGGAUACAUUUUGAAGCACUUAAUGUAUGUAAUCACGAAGUUUCACGACUAAUAAAUAUCUUUUGAAAUGCAUAUUUUUGC